AUGAGUUCAAGCACUGAGUAUAAUGAUAUAGAUGAGCAGUUGUUACACGAAAAUUUUAGCGUCGUAGAGUUCUCAAAUGAUUUAUUAACAACAGUCUCUUCUAAUGAUAGUUUAUUCUUUCAAUUACCAUUGAAGAAGAUGAAUUAUGAAUUGGAGGAAAUCGAAAAAAGAAUAGAAAAGUUGAUCAAAACAUAUUCAAUGGAUUUGGUUAAUCAAUUCUAUAAGAAGAAAAAUGUCAAUUCUGUUAUGCAGAAGGAAUUGCAUUCCAUUUUACAUUAUUUAAAUAUAUCUUACAAUAGAUUGAAUGAUGAUAUUAUAUUGAAAUAUGACAAAAUUAAAAAAUUACAAAAUAUAUUGAACAAGAUUCAUCAAACUUCAAAUCUUCUAAGGGAUUCAAUGAUUUUUCUACAUUUAGUUAAUAAAAUGAUGAAAAUUAAAUUGAAUAUGAAUAAUAUUUUAGAAUUAUCAAUUUUACAAUCACAAUUAAAUUAUAUUUUAUCAAAUAAUUUAAAUUUAAUCACUUUGAAACUAAUUAAAAAGUUGAAAAAUGAUAUCUUAGUUAAAAAUGAAAAAGAGUUAGUAUCUUUCACGUCAAUAAACAUCAUUAAAAUGUUCAAUGCAGAUUCCACAACAGAAGUUGAUUAUUCAAGAAACUCAGAAUUAGCAAUUUUAAUUCAUUCCUUAGGUCUCAUAUCAAAAAAUGACUUUGUUUCAAAUAUUAAUAAAAUACUCAACGUUAUAAUAUUAUCAACAAGCCAAUCCUUGUCUAAAUCAAUAAACUCAAUUAAAAUCUUACCAUCUCUAUUUGAUAAUACUAUUUUACCAAAUGCAACAAAAAUAUAUCAAUUGGAAAACUUAUUGAAAUCCAUACAACUAGAAAAUGAGAAUGGUACAUUUUUCACAGAAUUCAUAAAUUUACAGAGAUCCAAACCAUUACAAUCAUCGUCAUCAAUUGCAUUACGUAAAGCCAAUAAAUCAUUGUUAGACAUAUAUUGGUCUUCAGUGUCAUCUUUGUAUAAAAAGGAUUUUGAAAUUACUAUUAACAGAGGUGGUCCAGUUGGUAAGUCUCUGAUAACGAACAAAAGUUUCAUUAUAGAUACAUUUAAGGAUAAAUUGUCCACUGAAAUCACAAUUGAUAAAUCUGAAUCUGUCAAUUUCAGCAAUUACAUUGAAGUAAUGUCCAAUUCAAUUGUAAUUUUAUCAAAAAAGAACUAA
Messenger RNA from Tetrapisispora phaffii CBS 4417, 1215 nucleotides. RefSeq names its product Golgi transport complex subunit COG5 (gene COG5). Bases 1 to 1215 code for a protein of 404 amino acids. Gene Ontology annotation, biological process: intra-Golgi vesicle-mediated transport. The transcript has a single exon. The record is from RefSeq and is a predicted model, not a curated record. NCBI's taxonomy places the organism in Eukaryota, Fungi, Ascomycota, Saccharomycetes, Saccharomycetales, Saccharomycetaceae. Gene Ontology annotation, cellular component: COG complex.